Hevea brasiliensis (rubber tree) is the source of this 799-nucleotide messenger RNA. Its product is annotated as protein translation factor SUI1 homolog 2. Gene Ontology annotation, molecular function: RNA binding; translation initiation factor activity. The record is from RefSeq and is a predicted model, not a curated record. Gene Ontology annotation, biological process: translational initiation. Bases 212 to 553 code for a protein of 113 amino acids. The transcript has 5 exons. NCBI's taxonomy places the organism in Eukaryota, Viridiplantae, Streptophyta, Magnoliopsida, Malpighiales, Euphorbiaceae.
AAAAUAGAGUCCACUCUUUUAUAUCUCACACAUCCGUAUUCAAGGUCUCUCUCUCAUUUUCUCGCGACCCUAACGGCCUACACUUCACAGAGCGCUUAGACUUGUCUGAUUUUAGGGUUUCUUUCUAAUUUAUUAUCUUCUUCGCGAAACCCUAAUCCUCGGAUCAGGUCUGAGCAUCUGGUUGUUAGGCUUCUCUGGUCAGCCAAGUUUCAUGUCUGAGCUCGAAACCCAGAUUCCUUCUACCUUUGAUCCGUUUGCUGAUGCAAAUGCUGAAGACUCAGGUGCUGGUGCAAAAGAGUAUGUGCAUAUUCGUAUACAACAACGGAAUGGUAGAAAGAGCUUGACUACUGUGCAGGGAUUGAAGAAGGAAUUCAGCUACAAUAAGAUACUCAAGGAUCUCAAGAAGGAAUUCUGCUGCAAUGGUACAGUGGUGCAAGACCCUGAAUUAGGGCAGGUUAUUCAGCUUCAAGGUGAUCAGCGGAAGAAUGUGUCUACAUUCCUUGUUCAGGCUGGCAUUGUGAAAAAGGAAAAAAUAAAAAUUCAUGGUUUCUAAUCUGCAUCAACUCCCUGCAUCGUGCAGUUCCCUUGUAUGUGAGCUCAACGUCUGUUUGAACUCGAGCAUGUGUUAAAGCUGUUAAAUCUAAGUCUUGUUGGUUUGAUAUGUCACCUACAUAAUUCUGCUUCUGUUGUUUCGUUUUUUUUUUUUUGGAUUCUAUGUGGUUUGAUAAUGGGAUGUGUGACUGUAUGCUGUUCUAUUCUCAGUGGUUAUUAUUAUCGGAAGUUAAGUGGUGAGAAUAUA